GUCACAGCCUCAGCCAGACUGCGAAGGGUAAGGAAAGCGUCGCACCAUGGGGCAGAGGAUGGGAGCUGUUGAAAGAUCCUUUGGGGUGAUGGACGUGCCAGAGCUCAGAGGACAGAGCAGGGUGUGAAGGCGGAGCCCUAUGGAGAGUCCGACAGUGCAGCCGUACGUCGAUGUGGACAAGGGGUUUGCCAUUGGGUUUGUCAUCCUGAUGUGCGUUUUCUUGAUGGCCAUGAUCGUGAGGUGCGCCAAGCUGAUUGUGGACCCAUACAGCGCCAUCCCCACCUCCACUUGGGAGGAAGAGCAGAUCAAUUGACUGACAAUAAAUAGGAGGAAAACUGGCUAAUCAGUUCCUUGUGGGUGACUCUUUUGCCUCUUGUGGUCCCUGUAAUCCCCCACCCCUGCACAGAUAAUGAAGAUUCUGUAGCUUAAAUUGUGCAUUUGUCAGAUUCUAACACUAUUGAUAAUACCUGGUAUCUUCCAUCUAAGGAUCUCAAAGCACUUGACAAUUAAUUCAGCUUCAUAAGA
Messenger RNA from Pelodiscus sinensis (Chinese soft-shelled turtle), 525 nucleotides. It is a transcript of the gene CTXND2, whose product is annotated as cortexin domain containing 2. Lineage: Eukaryota; Metazoa; Chordata; Testudines; Trionychidae. The record is from RefSeq and is a predicted model, not a curated record.